AUGGAUACAAGAGGCGAAGAAAGUUUUGGUUCACCCGAAAUUUUUACAUUCUUGGAAAGUUUAGACAACAGGGGGGAAAUAAAAGAUCCAAAAAAUGCAAAUAAUUUGGAAAGUUUAAUCAAUCUUGGAAAUGUUAGCAAUUUUGAGAGUUCUAUCGAUAUAGGGAAGAUAGAUAAUCUGGAAACAAAUACCGAUUUUAACUUGAGGGAAGAGGAGGAAAAAAAAUUCAAAUUAAAAUAUCAAGCAAACAGAGAAGACAUCCUAAAAAGAAUUAUAAAAAGCUUAAGAGAAGACUCAUCCAACAGCGAGACAAAUUCCACUCUACAAAAUCACAUAUAUGAGAAGAAGAAGCACCAAGUUAAAUCCAUUAUUACUGUCGACAACUCCAAUGUGGAAAUUUUAAAAAAUAUGAGCACAACAUAUGGCCUUUUAAAGAUAUUUCUUAUAACGUUCUUCGGCGCCCUUCUGUUUUUUGCCUCAAUAAUUUUAAUAAAAUAUGUGUACAAAAAAUGCAAGGCGCAUAUGGAAAAUAGGAUGACAGUAUAUAUAUCAGUAGGGUUAAAAAAAGCUGCAUACGAAUGGCUUCACUAA
Messenger RNA from Plasmodium gonderi, 591 nucleotides. RefSeq lists its product as hypothetical. The record is from RefSeq and is a predicted model, not a curated record. Lineage: Eukaryota; Apicomplexa; Aconoidasida; Haemosporida; Plasmodiidae. The coding region runs from base 1 to 591 and encodes 196 amino acids. The transcript is spliced from 4 exons.